AUGAGUGAUAACAAAAAUGCGUGGACGCAGCUUACCGAAGAAGCAUUCGAAGUAUGGGGAACCCCUUCAACUAAUGACAGUGAGCCUAAUGCUGCCAACUGGACUGUUACUACCAAGGUAGCACAGAAUAAAAAUCAGAAGUUAGUUUGGAAGCAAACUACUCCAGCUAAUCAAGAAAGUGAUUCGGAACAAAACGAACGCCUGCCUUGGAUUCGUGAGCCUCCAAAAAAAGAAAACGUGCCGUGGGAGGUGAAGCAAGAGACAUUACCUUGGGGUGCUAAAUCAACUGUGAGGCCGGAAUUUGCGUCUCGGGAAAUUUCAAAGGAACAAAUACCAUGGGCAGCUAGUGCGCGCAUGUCACAUGAUAGUAGUUCGGCUUCUAAUGUGAAAAACCCCUGGAAUAAGACCACCACCUCCACCAUUAAUAAAUCAAACAACAUCGAAUCUAUGUCAAAUUAUUCCGAUACAUCAUCGAGAUCAUCGAAAGAGUCGACGACGAAGGUGAUUGCACCGUGGAAUCGGGGGAAAAAAAUAGAUAGCGAUGUUGAUAAUGCAUCUAGUAGACAGUCACAACUACCACCACAACAAAAAGAAUCAAUAGAUUGGUCUUCAGGCACGAUAUCAAAAAAUAAAGCUGACGCGUGGAUCAAGACUUCAUCCCGUUUUGAAGACUUAUCAUAUGACCAAGAAAAAGUAUCCAACACGCCAAAGAAACAAGAUUCUUCACGUGACAAUAUUAAUGGUGGUGGAGUAAGUUCAGGUGGUAGACGUGUGCUUACCAUCGAAAAACCUAAUUGGCCGCCGCCUCAAUCACGUAAUGACAACCAAACAGAUGGCAAGAAAAGAAUCAUUACUUCAAGUGAUACUAGGAAUUCAGAGCGCUCAUCUUUUGUCUAUGAAAAAGAAGUAUCCGCGUCUAAAUCAAAUAAUAUUAAAGAUACUACCAGAAGAGAUACUUCCAAUCAGAAUUACAACAACUCGCGCUUCACACAGAGAAAAUCGCAUUCACACAAUGACGACGAGAUCGAACGGUCAAAAGGGAAUCAUAACAGCUCGCGUUUCUCACUAAAAAAAUCGCAUUCAUAUGACGACGACGACGAGGUCGAAUGGUCAACUUCCAGUAAAGGCAGUAGUCGCAAUAAAAAACACAUGUCAUCGUCGUCGAACACGAAAUCAGGACAUUAUUCUUCCAAUAAUAGAAAAUCAUCAAGAAAAGAAGACAAAGGUCUCGUGUUACCAGAACUUAUCGUUCUGGAGAAACCAGAGAAAACAGGAUUUCGCGCCAUACCUAUUUUACCUACACAGCGAGAGUUACUUGCGAGGCGGCCUAAAGAUUUGCCAGUCAAUAAACUUGUUCAGCCUUAUGAAAAUGUUGACGAAUAUUUGUCGACUCAUUGUCGGCUGUUGAGGGAAGAUUGUAUACGCCCGUUACGAGAAGGCAUUCAGAAGCUACGAAGGAUUAAUGAUGGUGGGAAACAAAAGACUGAUGACGAUAAUGAAUAUGGGGAGACAGUUGAGUAUGUUGAUCCUGCAACCGAAAUGCAAAAGAUUCAAGAGGAAUUGUCUGAUAUUAGAGUGUAUGAACAUAUACAAAUUGUUGGAGUUACAUUUGCGAGCAUGGGAGUCGUUCAUCGAAUUUCAUUCAGAACUAAAUACGGUGAACAUGUUACUUGGUCACAGAGUAAAAGAUUAAUUUCCGGCACUUUAAUCGUUUUCACAAACGACAAUUUCGAAAAUAUGGUGGUAGGCACAGUAGUCAAUCGUCCACUGGAACUUCUAACUCAGCGAUCAGACCUACAAAUAGAAGUUCUUUUUUCCGGGAAUACAUUCUAUUAUAACUGGCCAACAAACUAUAUAAUGGUGGAAUGCACUUCUGCCUAUUUCGAAGCUUAUCGUCACGUCCAAAAAGUCUUGCAGGAGUUGAAUCCAAAGAAUCUUCCGUUUAAAUCACAUUUCGUGAACCAAGACUGUAAUAUAGAACCUCCACAAUACCUACUUCGUCGUGGUCAUCCAAUCUAUGAAUUUAAGAAUUUGGAAGGGAUAAAAAAUCUGGAAGAAAGUAUUGGCACGACGAAGAUUAAUAUUAGAGACUCAUGGCCGGAUUAUGAUCAACUUGACACAACGCUCCACAUGUCGCAAUACGAAGCAAUUUCUCGAAUGUUGACUCAACGUCUUGCAUUAAUUCAGGGUCCUCCGGGGACUGGUAAAACCUAUGUCGGGUUAGCUGCGAUUCGCUUACUGCUCGAAAAUACUAGUUCUUCCAGUUUGAUUGUAAUUGCUUGUCAGACUAACCAUGCUUUGGAUCAAUUCCUAGAAGGAAUACAAGAAUUUGAACCAAACAUUAUUCGUCUUGGCUCUCGUUCUAAAUCAGAAAAGAUUAUUCCUAAAACAUUAUAUAAUAUCUCAAAAACUCUAAAGGCAUCUGAACAAGUGUUCAAUCUACCACGUAAACGAUUAAUGAGAGAACGUAAUCGGAUUGAGAACAUGAUGGGCCGACUAUGUGAAGAGAUAAGCAACCCAUGCAUUAGCUUAGACUUUGUAAAAGAACAGGGGUUACUUAGCGAUGAGCAAUUAACAAGUCUCCAGCAAGACGACUGGGUCACCUCGAAAAAUUACGCGACGGAUGAAGAAUCAGGACGCGAUUUCAUUAGAGAAUGGCUCGAACCAGUCAUUACAGUGCAUUCUUCGAAACACGAUGCAAUCGAGCAUCAGCUCGCACAGAUGGAUCUUGAAGGCCGAAAAGUGAUCGAAGCGGAAGAUGAUACUGAAAUUGACGAGGAAUUGCUUCAAAUCAUCGAGGCUGAGUUCCAAGAUGGUCAAUUUCGAGACGAAACUCAAACGCUUAAUGGAAAUUUCGUGUAUUUGAGAAGUGAAGAGUAUGUAGACGACGAUUAUGGAUUUCUUACAGAUAAGGAGAUAAAAGAAUUCGAGUCAACCGAUGAUGUUUGGUCGAUUCCCGAAAAAGCUCGCGCUGCAAUUCAUAAUAGAUGGAAAAGUAAAAAAGUGCAGGGUGCACAGAAAGAACUUGAGAAAUUGAAUGCAAAGUAUGCAGAGCUUUGUGCAGAGAUUAAAAAGGAACGGAUACGCGAGGAUAUUUUAGUUUUACAGGAUGCUCGAGUGGUUGGCAUGACUACCACUGCUGCGGCUAAAAAUCAUGACCUGUUGGUCAAUCUCAAGCCAAAAAUUAUUAUGCUUGAAGAAGCUGCGGAAACGUUAGAAGCUCACAUUAUCACGGCUCUCACGCCGGCCACUGAGCAUUUAAUACUUAUCGGUGAUCAUGAACAACUGCGACCCAGCACUGCAGUUUACGAAUUGGCUGAAAAACACCGUUUGGACGUCUCCUUAUUCGAGAGACUUACCGGAUUCUUGCCAUACACACGUCUCUCGGAACAACGACGUAUGCGACCAAUAAUUCGCGAACUUUUAACACCGAUAUACAGUACAGUAAUCGAAGAUGCUCCGAACGUCAUGGAAUACCCUGAUGUUACGGGUAUGACUGAAAACCUCUUCUUCAUUGAUCACGAAGAAGAAGAAAAAAACGUUAAAGAUUCCAAGUCAAAAAUUAACGAGCAUGAAGCAGCAAUGUGUGCCAAAUUGGCAGGAUACUUGGUGAAGAUGGGAUAUGAAUAUAGUCAAAUUACGAUAUUAAGUAUGUACACUGGUCAACGAGAGAGAAUAAAAAAACUUUUGCGCGAAGAAGCUGUAAAAUCGGUUGAUGCUAUAAAACAUAUCAAGGUUGCAUCGGUGGACGGGUUCCAGGGCGAAGAAAAUGAUAUUAUAUUGUUAUCCUUGGUACGAAGUAACCCACAACGCGUAUGCGUCGCAUUAUCGAGAGCCAAACAUGGCAUGUACAUAUUUGGCAAUGCAGGACAACUAGCCGAAAAAUCUGAUGUAUGGCGACGAGUUUUGUUGAUUCUUGAUCGAAUGAACAGGGUCGGGAACCGAUUAAAGCUUAUCUGUCCGAAACAUUCGACACGGAUGGCGCCAGCAAUGACUCUUGUGAGUUGGGCUGGUGAAUUUCCACCGGAUGGCGGAUGCUUUAGGAAAUGUGGUGAAUUAAUGGAUUGUGGACAUUUAUGCCCUCGUGAUUGCCAUGCGUUUUCUCACGAUCGAGUCUCAUGUCGGGAACCCUGUUUACGCAAACUUCCAUGCGGACAUCCAUGUAAAAAAGAAUGUCGGCAUCCGUGUGGACCGUGUGAAGUCCAAGUAGAAAUACAACCAAAAUGUGGACACAUAAAAGAAAUGCCAUGUCAUGAAUUAAAAAAAGGGUACAAGUGUUCGGAAAG
This is a messenger RNA of Ambispora gerdemannii, 4286 nucleotides long. NCBI's taxonomy places the organism in Eukaryota, Fungi, Glomeromycota, Glomeromycetes, Archaeosporales, Ambisporaceae. The record is from the annotation of a GenBank genome assembly.